CUUCUUCUGGAGCUCGGCGCGGCCCAUAUGGAAACGAAGAAAGGAGAAACGCCGCUCGACUUUGCGAUACCCAAGGAACAAUACUAUAUUCAACGAGUCAAAAGGUCCAUCCAAGAAAACCUGAAGACUGGCGCAGAAAUUCACUGUGACAAGCAGUGGCUGUCCUCUCUCUCUCAAGCCAUGGAAAAGGCCAUCAUUGACGGCGAUACUAAAACUUGUAGAAACCUUCUCGGGGAAGGCUGUCCGGUUGACAUCAAGAUGAGAUCUUGCCAUACUUGCACAGCUCUCAUUUUCGCAUUGUCACGUAAUGAGAUGUCUGCGAGCAUCGUCGACACUCUUGUGGAACACGGGGCAAGUUUCCGAGGAACUACCUGUGCCAGUCAUACGUGCGGAAACUUCAAGCGAUACGGAAUCCGCCAUUUCAGCGAGUACACUUCAGAUGACUGCUCAUGUUCCUCAUCAUCUGAUAGUGAUGAUGACAAAAAGUACCGGCAGCCUGCCUGGCCAUCGCUUGGGUCUACCAGUCUUGACAUGCUCAUGUGGGAGGACGAUCUGUUCGAGAAGAUUUCGACAUGGCUAUGCUCAGUUCCGGAAGAAGACAUGAUCUGGCUCAUUGACAAUUCCAUAGCCGUCCAUGUAGCAGUGGAUCGCGGCAGCGUUAAGGCUCUACGGGUUCUCUUAUCUCAUGCUGCUAAGAUCGGCGAUGAAUGUCACAGAGACUUGGCUCAUGAGCUUGUGAACAGGACUGGAUGGCGUUCUGGAUUCAACGUAGCCUCGCCUCUCCAGGACGCAGUCGAUGCUUGCAGCCUGGAGCUUGUCUGCCUUCUCCUCAAAUAUGGAGCAGAAGUUGACAGGCAAACCGCUAUGAAGGGAACGGCACUUCACCAAGCUGCGAACCAGAAAAGCAUCGAACUUGCACGACUUCUUUUGGAGCACGGGGCCUCGCUUGCGAUAAGAGAUUAUUAUUGCGGAUUUACCCCUCUGGAAGAAGCAGUCCAGUCUCGCAACACCAAGAUGGUGGACCUCUUCUUAGAGCACGGGGCAUAUGUCAGAUAUUCCCAACACGCUGACACAUCCUUGGUGUGUGGAUCCACGGAAACUGCAGUUCUGAUGCUAAAAUCAGGCAUCCCUCUUCAAACGAUAGGAAGGUAUGGCGUACCCCUCUGGACACCGGCGUGUCUCAAAACCUGGCUUGCGACUUUCAUCUUAAAUUCCGAUUAUGGUCAUUCAAUAGCAUCUGAUGUGACUGCACCCAAGCUAUGGAAGAUUCUAUCCUACGUCUACUACAUUGAAGAGCGGGGUCGUUUCCGGGGUUUUCUUCGUCUGCUGUAUCGGCGAAGUGGACACGAUUCCAUACGAGACAUGACUGAGUCCGAUAGAAGAGACAGUGAAAGAUCGUAUGGCGUAUUGUGCCUCUUAGCUGAUCUCGGACUUGUUGAAGAGGCCAAGUUGCUGCUAGACUUGGGUUGCAACAUUGAGUUUGAGGGAGGUUCGACUGGCACUCCGCUGAUGGCAGCAGCUCAUGGGGGUCGGCUAGACGUAGUCAAAAUGCUCGUCUAUGCAGGAGCACGGAUAUGGUACGAGAAGGAUGAAUUAGGCAGGAGUGCGGUUGCGGCAGCUCAGGAUUUCCCAGAAAUCGUAAGCUGGCUGUUAGUUGGAAGAUUUACGGAGCAGGCGAAAAUUGAGGUGGCCCCGCCUGGCUGGCUGACGGACCAACAA
This is a messenger RNA of Colletotrichum acutatum, 1719 nucleotides long. RefSeq names its product ankyrin. The annotation marks the transcript as partial. NCBI's taxonomy places the organism in Eukaryota, Fungi, Ascomycota, Sordariomycetes, Glomerellales, Glomerellaceae. The transcript has a single exon. Gene Ontology annotation, molecular function: protein binding. The record is from RefSeq and is a predicted model, not a curated record.